Cyphellophora europaea CBS 101466 is the source of this 453-nucleotide messenger RNA. RefSeq lists its product as uncharacterized. The transcript has 2 exons. The record is from RefSeq and is a predicted model, not a curated record. NCBI's taxonomy places the organism in Eukaryota, Fungi, Ascomycota, Eurotiomycetes, Chaetothyriales, Cyphellophoraceae. Bases 1 to 453 code for a protein of 150 amino acids. Gene Ontology annotation, molecular function: RNA nuclease activity; RNA binding.
AUGAAGUUCCUCCUCGCCGUGCUUCUUGCGCCCGUCACGCUCGCUCUGCCCGCCAAGCUUGACGCCCGCAGCCCUGCUCCUCUCUCUCCUCUGGAGGUGCGGCAAAGCUGUGCUGCCACCUGUGGCAACAACAUCUGCUACUAUGCUUCGACCGUGGACCGGGCAGUGAGUGCUGGAUGCCAGCGCUACCAGGACAACAACCCUGUCAACUCGUAUCCUCACACCUACAACAACUACGAGGGCUUCGACUUCCCCGUGUCGGGCCCCUACCAGGAGUUCCCCCUCCUGAGAAGCUUCAACAGCAAUCCAUACACUGGCGGCUCUCCGGGCGCAGACCGGGUCAUCUUCAACGGCAACUGCCAACUGGCUGGCGUUAUCACUCGUAUGCAUCAAUCACCCUUGACCACCACUAUGACCUUGGCUAAUACUCAUAAAUCCAGACGACGGUGCUAG